This is a messenger RNA of Haplochromis burtoni (Burton's mouthbrooder), 1910 nucleotides long. It is a transcript of the gene pnp5b, whose product is annotated as purine nucleoside phosphorylase 5b. Lineage: Eukaryota; Metazoa; Chordata; Actinopteri; Cichliformes; Cichlidae. The record is from RefSeq and is a predicted model, not a curated record. Gene Ontology annotation, biological process: nucleoside metabolic process. Gene Ontology annotation, cellular component: cytoplasm. The coding region runs from base 139 to 1014 and encodes 291 amino acids. The transcript has 6 exons. Gene Ontology annotation, molecular function: purine-nucleoside phosphorylase activity.
CAUGCUAUGCCAGCAGUGACAUAGAAGGGUGGGGGUGUGAAUCUAAAACCGGUCCCACAUCAGGAAACCCGAAUAAUACCGACAGGACUCACUCUAACACAGAACAACCUGCUGACUCCAUCUGAAUCACAUUCCAUCAUGUCUGAGUUUAUCUCUGGCGUCAGCUAUGAAGAAUGCAAGACCACAGCUGAUUGGCUGCUGUCGAACACACAGGUGCGGCCGAUUGUGGGAAUCGUGUGCGGUUCAGGCCUGGGAGGUCUGGCUGAAAUGAUCAAGGACCCGCAGAUUUUCAAAUACAGCGAUAUUCCCAAUUUCCCCCGGAGUACAGUGCAUGGUCAUGCUGGCCGGCUCGUGUUUGGAACACUAAAAGGGAAGCCAUGUGUAUGCAUGCAGGGCAGGUUCCACCUGUACGAGGGCUACCCCAUCCAGAAGAUCACAUUGCCCAUGCGCGUCUUCAAGCUGAUGGGCGUAGAGACGAUGAUAAUGACCAACGCAGCCGGAGGCCUCAACCAGGACUACAAAGUGGGGGACAUCAUGGUCAUCAAGGACCACAUCAACAUGCCAGGGUUUGCUGGGGUCAACCCGCUGUCUGGACCCAAUGAUGACAGGUUUGGCUUGCGUUUCCCCUGCAUGUCUGAUGCCUACGAUCGCAAGCUCCGGCAGCUGGCGCACGACGUGGCCGCAGACCUGGGCUUUAGUGAAUUUGUGCGUGAAGGUGUGUACUGCGUCCUCGGAGGCCCCUCCUUCGAAACCAUCGCCGAGUGCCGCAUGCUGCACAUGCUAGGCGCUGAUGCUGUCGGGAUGAGCACAGUACACGAGGUGAUCGUCGCCCGCCACGCCGGGAUGCGCUGCUUCGCCUUGUCUCUGAUCAGCAACCGCGCAGUGAUGGACUACGACAGCCAUGAGAAGGCCAACCACGAAGAGGUCCUGGAGACGGGCAGGCUGAGGGCCGAGCAGAUGGAGAAGCUCGUGUCCACCAUUGUGGCUCAGCUGGAGCAUAACAUCAAUAACUGAUAGAUGACCUGGUGGCCACCGUCACUGCACUUGAUCUCUGCAUCACAGCUAGAGGAUUUCUAUCAAAACGCUUAGCUGAAAGCAAUUUUUAAAGCACAAUGCUUGUAGAAUGAUGAACUACUUUCUUAGCAAAACUUUUUAGUCUUAUGAGCUUGGAAACUGGUCCACAUAAUAAGCUUUGUUUACAUUUACACUGCACAGAUACUGUGUUAGGACAAAAGUUCUCUUGACUAUUUCCUGCUGUAGUAUACUGUACUGUGUCCAGCUGCAAAGGGAUUCAUGGAAACAGUAUCGUGUUAUAAAACCUAAAUUAUUAACCUAUUUAUUUCUCAUUCUCUUACAUUCCCUCACAUCAACUAUUCGCUAAUAUGAAAAACAAAUGGUGUUCACAUUUUUUUUUAUUUAAGAGGACCAACUCAUUCAGCAUACGUUCCUGUCAAUUUGACUAAAGUGGUAAUAAUGUUCCUUUUUUUGUAGAGAAAAUGUAAAUUAUAAACUAUUUAUAGAAAAUGUAUUUAAGUAGGUUUUUUGUAUUUGUUUUUUUUAAUGUAUAGACUACAUUGAAGAAAGAGACAUGGCACAGUUAUGAAAGAAAGUAGAUUACAUUAAAAAUGGCUUGCCAUUUCCUGUCACUGUGUAAACUAACAGGCCGGCUGUGCGUCAGCCUGUGCUUUUAGUGGUACUUUACUAAGAUCUGUAACAACUAUAGCUCAGCUUUUACAAUAAAUUACUCUGUUGGAGAACUAAAGUGGUUUUUGUGUGCUGCGUUUGAAACUGUGGGGCUGAAUGUUUCUGUGAUCAAUCACAGGAUGUCUCUCUCCAGUCAUCUUGAAAUGAUUUAAAUCAAUCUUCAUUUUCAUUAAGAGACUCAAAAUUAAAGUAAUGUUUUUUUGUUA